Molecule: messenger RNA, 1483 nt
Organism: Ceratitis capitata (Mediterranean fruit fly)
Lineage: Eukaryota; Metazoa; Arthropoda; Insecta; Diptera; Tephritidae
Exons: 2
Coding region: 235-1362 (375 amino acids)
Molecular function (GO): protein binding
Source: RefSeq, a predicted model, not a curated record
AGCUGGUUUGUUUAUCAACUGUAUGAGUUGCUGUUUCAUUUAGUUUAUAUUUUUAGCCGGGAUGGCGUGAAUGUGUGUGGGAGCAAAAGCCAUGAAAAACGAUAAACAAUGAACUUUUGUAAAUUUUGUGUAUUAGUAUCAAUACCAAUUGGCGCAUAUUGUUGUGUAUAAAUUUAUUAUUGUGGAAAAUUGUUAAAUCCGUGUUAAAAGUUUUGUGUAAAGCAAGCAACAAAAAUGCUCGACCUCUUGAACGAUGAUUGCCUGAGCGAGAUAUUUCAAUAUCUAAAUGUCAAAGAGCAGCUGAUUGUGACAGCUGUCAGUGAACGUUUUUGCGAUAUAAUUGUUGAAAACUUCUGGCGCGUAAAAUACAGCAAAUUCACCACAAAAGAUGAUGCCAGUUGCAAUGAACUCAACUUGGCGGAUUUUCAAAUAUUCUAUGGCUACAUUGCACCACAUAUACAAGAGUUAACGGUGCAUAGUACCGCAAAUAUAGCAUUCACCAGCUAUUUAGGACGUUACACGAAAAGGCCAGAUCUUGCGUUCUACUUUCACUUUGAAUAUCCCGCCUUACGUGUGCUACGUUGCUAUGACUCACAAUUUCACGGUGGCUAUUUAACGAGAUUACAGCGAAAAUGUCCCCAUUUGGAGAUACUACACCUGCACAGUUCAUAUGUGUCCGGUGAAUAUUUGGCCGAAUUGCCCAAUUUACGUGAACUCUAUGUGUGUAGCAAUACGUUGGAAGCAAAGUGGUUUGACGCAAUCUUUACGAAACGUAAGCUCUUACGUAUACACAUAAUGGGCGAAACGUGUGUUAAACGUGAUAUGGAUGUCGUGUUGAAGAAUAUCUUUCCACAAAUAACUGAGCUGCGUUACUAUGAUGAUGAAGCGCAUAUAGCGACGCAGGAUCUCUUUCUGAAUUCAGCACAAGCGCUACGAAAUUUAGCGAAAUUAUUUUGUAGAAACCUCAAAGAUUACGUAUACUCAUUGCACACUUUGAGAGAGUUAUAUUUUGAAAGCCACUUGCGGGUCGAUGAUUUAUUUAUGCUUAUCAAUAAUAAUGUACACUUGGAACAUCUCUAUAUGGGCACGAACUUCAAUAGCUUGCUGCCGAACGCACGCGAUUGGUUAUGUGAGCUAACGGAACGUUUACGCGAGCAACAGGAUCGUAAAUGCGUGCUGAACAUACACCUUGACUUGCCGCUACGAGUCGUACAGCAGGUGCGUCAAUUGUUGGAGGAUUACAAUUUUCAAUGUGGUUAUAUGAAAUCUGUCAUAAUAAUAAGUAAGCAACCCGUCGAUACAUCAAAGACGCCGUUUCUAAUAAGCAAGACCGGCAUUGAAUUUGCUCUCAAAUGGAGUUGAUGUGUAUAAAAUUUACAAGCCGCAGCAACCUUAAUCCCGAAAAAUAUGUAUCGCGUACUGUACAGAAAUUUUGCCAUUUUUUAUUACUUAAAUUAUUUUAAUAUGUAAAUUUUUUGCCUUC